Solenopsis invicta (red fire ant) is the source of this 3251-nucleotide messenger RNA. It is a transcript of the gene sw, whose product is annotated as cytoplasmic dynein 1 intermediate chain. Lineage: Eukaryota; Metazoa; Arthropoda; Insecta; Hymenoptera; Formicidae. Gene Ontology annotation, molecular function: dynein heavy chain binding; dynein light chain binding. The transcript is spliced from 14 exons. Gene Ontology annotation, cellular component: cytoplasmic dynein complex. Gene Ontology annotation, biological process: transport along microtubule. The record is from RefSeq and is a predicted model, not a curated record. The coding region runs from base 370 to 2544 and encodes 724 amino acids.
UCAGGCUUCUUUCUGUUACAGUUAGAUGGUGCAGGUGUAACAUGGUGCUCGGUGAAGGAUCGUGGAUUUCCUUAUUUCCUUGAAAUGAUAUAAAAUGGAAUAAAGGCACAAGCAUCAAAUCGCAUAUCACUGUUUUCGUUUCGCUCGUUGUCCGUAGCAAAGGUGAGCCCACCAUUUCUAUCGCAUUUAACUCGCGCUGGCGAUCAAUUGGCGCAUCGCAACGUCGACAUCGCCCAGAUUCGAGCGAGCGCGAGUCGCGACAAAGUCCUGCCACUGUUCAUUACGGUGCGAUUAAUUUUGCCUAAACCAUCACAUUCUCUCGGAGGGCUUGAGCGAUCGCGAAAAGAUAUCCAUCACAAAGUUGACAAGAUGAUGUCUGAUCGAAAAGCUGAGCUAGAAAGGAAGAAGGCGAAGCUGCAAGCUAUUAGGGAGGAGAAGGAAAGGCGUAGGAGGGAGAAAGAACAGAAGGAUGUAGAAGAAGCUACCGUUCGUGCCGCUGGCACGGACAAGGAUCAGCGCAAGGAGAUAGAUGCAAUGUUAUCUUCUCUGGGUGUAGCACCAGUGUCAGAUGUGCUCUCCAGUUUGUCUAGCAUGAGCUCACUGACGCCUGAACAAAGUGCUAACGCUACACCAGAUGCCAGCUUGCAACCAUCUAGUAUAAAUUCUGCUCAAAGCAGUGCAGGAAGAAGGAAGAAUCGAGAGCUCACAAUUGUCUCCGUGGCACAUACAAACAUUCCACCGAAAGAACCGGUCGUUUAUAGCAAACAAACACAAACCAUCCAAACUACGCAUACAUCCCACGACGGGCUGUCCACAUCGUCUUCCGCAUACACCAUCUACUCCUCCUGUUCAACAACAACACCAACUCACUCUUGCUCCGCAGGCUACUUUGAGACUGACUGGUGGCGUCCCAGGAAAGGUGGGUCUGCACCAAACUACCUAUCUCAUGCAUUCGACUAUUACGACGAGUACAAUCUAAAUCCUGGUUUAGAAUGGGAGGACGAAUUUACAGUUUUGACAUUUGAUGAUGGCCAAGCCGAAGACGAAGAAAAUAGCUUGCCGCACAUGGACGGUUUCCAAAGUAAACUCCCACCGGGAAUCCUUCCUCACGGAUUACCGCAAGUUAAGGAAGUCCAGCCUGCCGUUACACAGGUAGAGCAGGAAAAAAAGAAAGAGAAGCCCAAGAAAGAAGUACGAGAGCUUAGCGAAGAAGAGAAGCAAAUGAUUAUCCUAUCGGAAGACUUCCAACGAUUUCUCGACCGUACCAGCAGAAUCGUGGAGAGAGCAUUGGGAGAAUCGGUCGAUAUCUACACUGAUUAUGCCGGCACUAUGGACGGUGAAGACGGAAUGGAUGAGAAGAGUCAUCAACGAUUGUGGCUGAAUCGCUCGUUCAUCUGCGAGCGAUGGUCUCGUAAUCGUUGUGUGACCUCCAUGGACUGGUCGCCUCAAUUUCCCGAACUUUUAGCAGCUUCGUAUAACAACAACGAUGACACUCCGAACGAUCCCGAUGGAGUAUGUCUAAUUUGGAACACAAAAUUCAAGAAAACAACUCCAGAAUUUAUCUUUCACUGUCAGUCACCCGUUAUGUCCACCACGUUUGCCAGAUUUCAUCCGAAUUUAAUCCUAGGCGGCACCUAUUCUGGUCAAAUCGUACUUUGGGAUAACCGAGUGCAAAAAAGGACUCCCAUACAACGCACUCCCUUAUCUGCUACUGCGCACACUCAUCCGGUAUACUGCUUGAGCGUUGUUGGAACGCAAAACGCACACAAUCUAAUCAGCAUUUCGACGGACGGUAAAUUAUGCUCAUGGAGUUUAGAUAUGUUAUCACAGCCGCAAGAGGCACUGGAAUUGCACACGAAGCAAUCGAAAGCGAUUGCCGCCACGUGCUUAGCUUUCCCACACGGCGAUGUUAACAAUUUCGUUAUGGGAAGUGAGGACGGAACCGUUUACUCAGCUUGUCGACAUGGUAGCCGUGCCGGAUUGACGGAAACGUACGAGGGUCAUCAAGGACCGGUCACUGGCAUUAGCGCGCACGCGGUGCAGGGUGGGAUAGACUUCUCCCAUCUAUUCCUGACAUCCUCCCUUGACUGGACUAUCAAACUCUGGAGUUUGAAAGAGAACAAGCCACUCUAUUCUUUCGAACACAAUGGCGAUUACGUCUAUGACGUUGCUUGGUCUCCCACGCACCCGGCGCUGUUCGCCUCUGUCGACGAUUCCGGUAGGUUGGAUUUGUGGAAUUUGAAUCAGGAUACGGAAGUGCCCACUGCCAGCGUUGUCGUCGACGGAUGCCCUGCUCUGAACAGGGUAUCGUGGACGCCAAGCGGAUUGCACGUUACUGUCGGUGAUGACACCGGUAAAAUAUGGGUUUACGAUGUCGCCGAGCAUCUAGCUCAUCCCAGAAUUGACGAAUGGAACAAGUUCUUGUAUACGCAACAGGAUCUGAAGAACAACAAAGCUGAUGAAGAAUUAGAUAAACUCAAUCUUAGUUCUGGGCCAUCCUCAUUAACCUCGAUGACAUCUAUUUCGUCAGUGCCUCUGAGAUAAAGACCAUAAUAUAAUUUGCUCUAGUAAUUUAAUCCCCCUAGUAAUUUCCUUCUAAAAUUGAAUACACUUGCAAUCAAUAUAAAACGUUAAAAAGUAAGAAAAAAAGUUCUGGCUCAAAUUUUAUUGAAUAUUUUAUUGAUUAUUAUUUUUAAUUAUUUUCUUCACUAUUAAUGGAAGUUAGCAAUAUUGAAACAACUAUUAAUACUUUAAAAAUAUAGAUACAUAUUAUUAACAUGUUAAGCUUUAAUAAUUGCUCUAAUAUACAUAUACGUUUAACUAAAAUAAGAGAUAUUACUUGAGUAAAUCUCUAUAUUGUCAGAAUUGUAAAUAAUGCUUUAAUCGUAUUUUGAACGAUUAUUUUAGAUAAUUUGUUGAUAUAAAACUCAAAUGUAUACGUUUCGCAAUAUAACAAUUGAUAUGAUAAUAUUCUGUAAUGCCAAAUUUAGGAAUUUGAAACGCUAAUAGAAACUUACGAAGAUAAGUAUUCCCUGACAUGUAAAAAAGGAACAUAUAUUCAUUAAGUUAUCUGAUGUGUAUAUACACUAUAUAUAUAUAAUAAUUUCCUUUUCAAAUAAUUUGCUCAUGUAAUUUGUUUUAUUCGUCUAUUUUUCACAAUAGUCAUUGCUAUUUUUUAAGAAACAUAUUUAUUAAGCGUUUUUGUAACAUCUUGUUUAAGUUAAUGCAAAUACAUGUGAUUUACUGUGAGA